CAUCCACACACGUGCAGCUGUAAAGAGGUGGUGUGUAUAAAGUCACACUUUUCUGCCAUUCUGGGGUCACUUGUCACCGGUGUCGGCUUUGGCACGUACCUGCAGGAGCUGCGUGGAACAUUGACACCAACCCCAGUGCAGAGUGUCAGUCAAAGGAGCCAAUGACGGACCAGAAGCAGGAGGCCUACUGGCAGGAAACGGGCCGAUGGGGGGGCUACGAGGAGAGCUUCGACCCUCAGUCCGGGGCGUGGGCGUCCCCGCACAUCUCCUACCUCACCUUCAAGAGCCUCAUCCAGCUCCGACGCACCAUGAACACGGGCGUGACGAUCUUCGACUGCGAAGAGCGGACCCUGGCCACCAUCGCCGAGAAGAUGGUGAACGAAAUGGUUAACAAGAAGGAGAUCAGGCCUGGAGACCGGGACGGAGUGCUGAAGGCUCUGCUUCAAAACCGCAGCCAAUCAGGCGACCCAGAAAGCCAGGCGCUGACUCAUGGGUUGGACCUGCACAGGUUCUCAGUCAAGGAGAGGAAGGAUGAAUCUGACCGUGAUGAGGCCUCUUUGGUGCUAAUAGGAGCCUUGGACUUUCUGGAGAAGCCCAGCGUCGCUUUUGUGCGCCUGAAGGAGGCGCUGGUGCUCGACUCGUCCUUUGAGACCCCGGCACCCGUACGCUUCAUCUUUGUUCUGGUCGGCCCAAACAAGACGGACAUGGACUACCACGAGACCGGCCGUGCUAUGGCAGCACUAAUGGCUGACAAAGUGUUCAAUCAAGCGGCGUUGAAGGCAAAGAGCGCCCGGGAGCUGACGGACACCGUGGCCGACUUCAUGGACUGCAGCAUCGUCAUCCCACCCACCGAGAUCCAGAACGAAGCGACUCUCAGCUCCAUCAUCAGCUUUCAGAAGAAGCUACUUCAGGGCCGACUCCAGGCCUCCAAGCCCAUUGUCCCUCUGGACUCCAAACCUCGCAGGGUUUCAAUCGCUAGCGGGUCUUCUCCUUCAGAAGACCCGCUGUCUCGUACGGGUCGCCCAUUUGGCGGGAUGAUUCGGGACAUAAAGAGACGCUACCAGUACUACAAGAGUGACAUCACAGAUGCUCUCAACUCCCAGGUCCUGGCUGCCAUCAUUUUCAUCUAUUUUGCCGCCCUGUCUCCAGCCAUCACCUUUGGAGGGCUACUGGCUGAUAAGGUGGACAAUAUGAUGGGCGUUUCAGAGCUCCUCAUCUCCACCAGCAUCCAGGGGAUCAUCUUCUGUUUCGUUGCCGCUCAGCCCGUCCUGGUCAUCGGGUUCUCUGGUCCUCUGUUGGUGUUUGAGGAGGCCUUCUUCGCUUUCUGCAAGUCCCAGGACAUUGAGUACAUUGUAGGGAGAGUGUGGGUCGGAGUGUGGCUGGUCAUCAUCGUGGUCGUCAUUGUGGCCUUUGAGGGCAGCUUCCUGGUGCAAUUCAUCUCGCGCUUCACCCAGGAAAUCUUCUCCAUCCUCAUCUCCCUCAUCUUCAUCUAUGAAACCUUUGCCAAGCUGGCGAGGAUCUUUAAAGCACAUCCACUGACUCUGAAUUACAUUCAUCUGAAUUCAACUUUGGAAAACCCCUGGCACCCACAGAUGGAAGAGACCGUCAUCUUUGACAAUGCCACCGGCAACACAACUGUGCUCAUCCAAACUAUUAAGCCGCCUUACCCGAACACAGCCCUGCUCUCCAUGUGCCUCAUGUUGGGGUGUUUCUUUAUUGCUUUUUUCCUGCGGCAGUUUAAAAAUGGGACAUUUCUUCCUGGAAAGGUGAGACGUUUGAUUGGCGACUUUGGAGUCCCUAUCGCCAUUUUCCUCAUGAUUGUCGUGGACUACAACAUCGAGGAUACCUACACUCAGAAACUGGUGGUUCCCAAAGGUCUCAUGGUGUCUAAUCCAGCCAAAAGAGGGUGGCUCAUCAAUCCCUUCGGAGAGCACAAGUCGUUCCCUGUGUGGGUGAUGUUUGCGUGCUGUGUCCCGGCCUUGCUCGUCUUCAUCCUCAUCUUUCUGGAGUCUCAGAUCACAACUUUGAUUGUGAGUAAACCUGAGAGGAAGAUGGUCAAGGGCUCCGGGUUCCACUUUGACUUGCUGGUUUUAGUUGGCAUGGGAGGGCUCAGUGCGAUAUUUGGCGUGCCGUGGCUCAGCGCCGCCACGGUGCGGUCUGUCACCCACGCCAAUGCCCUCACUGUCAUGAGCAAAGGACCAAAGCCUGUGAUAGAGAAAGUGAUGGAGCAGAGGAUCAGUGGCAUUCUGGUGGCUUUGCUGGUCGGUUUGUCCAUUCUGAUGGAGCCAAUCCUGAAGAUGAUCCCCAUGUCGGCCUUGUUUGGGAUCUUCCUCUACAUGGGAGUCACGUCGUUGAAUGGCAUCCAGCUGUGGGAUCGUAUCCUCCUUCUGUUUAUCCCGAAGAAAUACCACCCUGAUGAGCCCUACGCCACCAGAGUUAGCACGGGGCGAAUGCACUUGUUCACGGCCAUCCAGGUAGUGUGCCUUGCACUGCUCUGGAUCGUGAAGUCCAGUCCAGUAUCCCUCGCACUUCCCUUCAUACUCAUCCUCACCAUCCCUCUACGCAUGUUAAUGACGGGGCAUCUCUUCACCGAAAUGGAAAUGAAAUGUUUGGAUGCUGAUGAUGCCAAAGUGACGUUCGAGGAGGAGCCGGGGCAGGAUGUAUACUGUGAAACUCAAAUGCCAUUGUAGAUGUCUUCCAUGUCUGCUGCCAGAAAUCAUUUAUUCUAACAAAAAGAUAUUUAUUUUAUUUAUAGUUCAAACUAUAUAGUGUCCACAAUCUAUGAGCAAAGACUUUUUUUUAAAUUGAAAAAAUGCAGCUAUAGAUUGUACCUGGAUAGUGUCAGUAUGGAUGACAAUGAUAUAUUUCUGAGAAACUGUCAAACGUCACUCAGGUGAAAUAUUUGCAUUGCACGUGGUUUUGUUUUUAAGUGCAUUAUACGCCACUGAGGCUGGAUAUUGUAUGAUAUUGAAAUAUUUUACAAAAAAUUGAUACAUUUCACAUAAUUUAAGUCAUGCAAGCACAAAGAUUGGUGGAAAGUCUUGCAAUGUUGAAGCCAGAAUUGUGUGUUUUCCCAUGCAAUCGCACAUUGAAUGUAAUGUUGCACAAAGUGGCACCACUUAAGUUAUUGUUGCAUUCACCUGUUUGAUGUGGAUAAAACCCAAACUCUGAAUGCAUCACAAGCUAAUUAUGGAAGUGUUUGUAUUUCAUCAACACUAAAUGACAACACCACUGUAUGACAACUCGAGGAGAGAGAACUGUGGAAUGAAAAGUGUGUUGAUGUAAAGUGUGUGUUUUUUUUUUCUUGCCAUCGCUGUAUAAAUGAAAAAAUAAAAACUACCUCUAA
Messenger RNA from Paralichthys olivaceus (Japanese flounder), 3346 nucleotides. It is a transcript of the gene slc4a1b, whose product is annotated as solute carrier family 4 member 1b (Diego blood group). Lineage: Eukaryota; Metazoa; Chordata; Actinopteri; Pleuronectiformes; Paralichthyidae. Gene Ontology annotation, cellular component: plasma membrane; basolateral plasma membrane. Gene Ontology annotation, molecular function: monoatomic anion transmembrane transporter activity; bicarbonate transmembrane transporter activity; solute:inorganic anion antiporter activity. Gene Ontology annotation, biological process: regulation of intracellular pH; transmembrane transport; monoatomic anion transport. The record is from RefSeq and is a predicted model, not a curated record.